AUGAUAUUACUCGAGCCUCACAACUACAUCAUCCACACCACUCUUGGCGAGAAGGCAGUCAAGCCGUCAAGCUUAGAUGUUCAGUUUGUGGACUUUGAUGGCGUACGUUUCCGCCUGUCUACCCCAGAUCGCAAGACUGCGCUCGUUUUGUCCAUGAACAUCCGCUGCUGGGAUGAGCUCGUUCGGUAUGGCGUACACGACAUCCUGAAGCGCGAAUACGGUCCACUCCUAAAGGCCGAGCCCGAGAACGAAUACAAUGUCAGCUUGGAGAUUGAUCUUGAACAGCUGCCACCAGACGGCGAGCAACGGGAUGCUUUCUUCAAGAGCCUUGCCCUACUCAAGCGCAAUGCUCUUGCUGCACCUUUUGAGCUUGGCUUCCACGCGCAGAAGCAAUUGGAGGCCGCAGGCAGUGGUCAGGGUGACUUGAUGGCUCUCCACUACCGCGACGAGGAGGUAAUCUACGUACAAGCAUCCUCCGAUCGCGUUACCGUCAUCUUCUCGACUAUGUUCAGGGAAGAGACCGACCGCGUGUUUGGAAAGGUCUUCCUCCAGGAGUUCGUGGACGCUCGGCGGCUACCUACCAUCCAGAGCGCUCCUCAGGUCCUCUACACCACACGCGAGCCUCCCCUCGAGAUCAGGCAUCUCCCUGGGCUGCACGAUUCGGACGACGUCGGCUAUGUGACCUUCGUACUCUUCCCUCGCCACUUCGCCAACAGCAUCGUUGCGAACACGACGAUCACGCACAUCCAGCUCUUCCGUGACUAUCUUCACUACCAUAUCAAGUGUUCAAAGGCGUACAUGCACUCUCGCAUGCGUCACCGUGUGAGCGAGUUCCAGAAGGUACUCAAUCGUGCCAAGACGGAGCAGGCGACUGUGGAGAGGAAGACUGUCACCGGGCGGUCGAUGACGCUCCGAUGA
This is a messenger RNA of Dichomitus squalens LYAD-421 SS1, 918 nucleotides long. RefSeq names its product actin-like protein ARPC2. Gene Ontology annotation, molecular function: actin filament binding; structural constituent of cytoskeleton. NCBI's taxonomy places the organism in Eukaryota, Fungi, Basidiomycota, Agaricomycetes, Polyporales, Polyporaceae. The transcript is spliced from 6 exons. Bases 1 to 918 code for a protein of 305 amino acids. The record is from RefSeq and is a predicted model, not a curated record. Gene Ontology annotation, biological process: Arp2/3 complex-mediated actin nucleation; actin filament polymerization. Gene Ontology annotation, cellular component: actin cytoskeleton; Arp2/3 protein complex.